This is a messenger RNA of Chenopodium quinoa (quinoa), 3462 nucleotides long. RefSeq names its product cingulin-like protein 1. Lineage: Eukaryota; Viridiplantae; Streptophyta; Magnoliopsida; Caryophyllales; Amaranthaceae. The record is from RefSeq and is a predicted model, not a curated record. The transcript has 6 exons. The coding region runs from base 608 to 3100 and encodes 830 amino acids.
GUAUAUUAUAGUACAAAUACUUAAUGAGAUUAAUGUAUGAAAUUCAAAAGUUGAAAAAAAAUAAAUUGAAAUACCUAAUUUAAGGGGUAACAGUCUAACAGACGCUCUCAACUCUCAAACAAAAACAAUAAAAAAUUUGAAAAACAACACAAGCCGCCUCUUGAAAUCUCUCAACAAAUAAUCCCCAAUUUUACUUAAUUGAGUACAAUUAAGUACUAAUCUUUUCUCUUUAAUCUUUCACUAAUUACCCUGUUUUUUGGUUCAAAAACCAAUGUUAAACCCACUUUCAAAUUCACAAAAAAUAGUCUGAUGACAUACUUUUUCAUCGAAAUUCAUCUGCUUCAAUCCCAAGAGAUAUUGUCAACAGUCAGGCUGUCAUCAUCAUCAAUCAUCAUCUUACUUUGUUCUUAAUUUGCUGCAAUUUUCAGAACUGUUACUUGGUCAUUUAUCUGGAUUUUUUUGGUGAAAUCCUAUGGUGUUUGGUGAAGGGUUGAUCAUAAAUUUGUGGGUAAAUCCAUCUUACAAGCUUAAUUAGCCCAGCCGGAAAGAAAGCCUAAACUUUGAAUCAUUGAAUUUUUUGUCAUAUGGUGCUUCUUUAAAAUCAAGGAUGAAAAAAUAUUUCUUUCCAAAAUCUAUCUCAUCACAUGGAGGUGAACAGCUUCCGAAGUCUCCAGCUACAAGAGAUAAGAAACAGUCUCCACAAAAGCGAUGGAAGACAGAGGGUUUGGGAAGUGUGGAGAAUAAGUUUCAAAAGCCUGAGCACAACAUUCCUGUUUGUGAGGGAAAAGUUACUGAGAAAAAGACCUUAUCACGGACUAGGAGCCUAGUGCUGAGUAGGAGUCGGAGUUUUCAGAUGUCAACAACAGCAGACAACGGCGGCAGUUUUUGUGAACAAGAUCUUACGGGAUUAAGAGAUUGGAAAAAUAUUCCAUUGAGCCACAGGAGAUGUGAUUGUUCUGAUUGUGAUCAUCAAUUCAAAAAUGACAAUUCAAGGUCUGAAAAAUUUAAUGUAGCUACUGUUCAAAUACCUCGUACAGAAGUCCUACGUGACCGCUCUUGCUCCUGCCCAUCCAAUUCAAGCUCACCUCGGAGCUCCUUAGGUUCAACUUCAAUGCCAGGCAAAGUGUUGGACCUCUAUAUAGAUGGUGAGCAUCAUCAAGAAAUGAAGCAUGGAAUCAGUGAUCAUUAUCCUAAAAGCUCUGAAGGAAGUAACUUGUUUUUCCUUUCUAAUGGUGCACCUAGAAAUUACCCUUUGAGGUCUGAAAAUCAACAUGAGUCUCCGAGGAAGCUUGCUAAGGACGUGGUUGAAAGGCUUCUGAGGAUAGAACAAAUAUGUGAUCCAAAUAAACAUGAAGAACAGGACGAUAUUCUUGACAAGCAUUUGGAUGGACAAAAUUCUAAAUUGUUCCCUGAAGAAAAAGAGGUUCUCACUGAUUUAGCAUUGCAGAGAAAGCUAGAAGAAGUCAAGGAGAGGGUGCAGGUUGCAGAAAGAACUUUGUUUCGAAAUUGCAGUGUUGAAUCUCUACGGGACUUGGAGCUCAAAAUCUGUGACCAAUUGCACUGCCGAAUUGCUGAAAGGAAUGCUUAUAAAAAAGCAGUGUCAUUGUUGAAGGAUGAGACACACUCAGCGAUAGUAAAGUUAGAGAGAGAGAAAGAUGAAGUGAGUUCUCGAUUGCAGAAGGAGCUGAAUAGAAGGUCUGAUGAUUGGGAAAUUAAGCUGAGAGAAUAUCAGUCAGAAGAGCAUCGAUUAAGAGAUCGAGUAAGGGAGCUAGCAGAGCAGAACGUUUCUCUUCAAAGAAAAAUCUCUGGCUUCUGCAACAAGGAAAAAGAGUACACUGAUAGACUAUCAGGCAUGGAGGCUCAUCUCAAGAAUCUUAUAGCUGAAGUGGACAUUGCAAGAUCAGAAAAUGACAGUCUGCUGGAUAAACUAUCUGCGAUUCAGGAUAAGCUAAAAGUUUCUGAAGAAGUUCAGUACUCUUUGGACAGAAAAUACAAAGAAAAGGAAGAGGAAUAUAUGGAGUUGACCAAAAUAGUUUCAAGGCUUCAAGGUACUUGUAAUGAACAAGAAAGAACAAUUGAUGGAUUAAGGCAAUGCUUAAAUUCAGAUAAUCUUACAAAUAAAUGGCAAAUGGAACAACUGCGGUUGACAGGAGUUGAACAAGAUCUGAGGAGACAGCUGGAGACUUGUACUGCCGAAACAAGCUCUCUUCGGAGUGAAAACAUAUAUUUAUUUGAACGUUUAAAAAGUACAGGAAAAGUAGGUGGAUCUUCAGCCCUGAAACUGGAGCAUGAGCUUGAAUCUUAUGUUCAGUGCUUGCAAAACACAGGCUUAUCACUUCUGAAUGAGAGUGUUCAAAUGUGUGAAAAUCUUCAUGGGGCUCUCGAUAGGAAAACAACUUCUGAAGGUUCUAUUGAAUCACAUUCUCUUGUUCAAUAUGGUAUGAAGGUUCAAGAAUUCAGAAAGGGUUUAGAGCAGCUAACAAGAAGCCUACGAAAAACUGCCUCUGUUCUUAAGGAUAAAGCUGACAUAGCUAGUUCUGAACCUGAGUUACCUGAUACAUCUAACAGAGAGGUUUUUGAGGAUGAUUUGAAAUCUGAGCUCAAGGCAGAACGAUUACUGACUAGCAUUCUUAAGGAAAAUCUGUAUUUUAAAGAGAAGGAAGUAGAACAAAUGCAGGUUGAACUAGCCAGAGCACUGAGGAGUCAUGAUGUUCUGAAGAGAGAGAUCCAAGAUGCAGCUGAUACUGUUUCUUGUGUAAAUCAUAAAAUGAAGAAUCUUGAGCUUCAGAUGAUACAAAAGGAUGGAACCAUAAAUCAGCUUCAAGGUGACAUACGGUCAUAUGAUGAGGAGGUGACGAGUACUAGAGGUGUUCUAUCAAAAGUAACUCAGGAGAGAGAUUUGAUGUGGCAGGAGGUGAAGGGUUACAAUGAGAAAAACAUGUUGCUUAACCAUGAAAUCGAGUCACUUAAGAAGAAGAUUGAGGCCCUAGAAGAAGAUACACUCCUUAAGGAUGGUCAGAUCACAAUCUUGAAAGAUAGCCUUAACAAUGCUAAAUCUUUCAACCUUCUUUUUGAAACUGAACAUGUGAAUGAGUUCUAGCUUUGAUUGAUUUGAGUACAUAGGUGUUGAUUCAUAGUCCAGGCGCAAGCCUUGUUGAUUGUUAGUCUAAUUGGAAGGCGUUUGGGUCUUACUACCUCCUGUUUAGUACAAUCCUUGUGCACUUCGUAAUUUGUGACUCGUAGUGAUUCAAAUCGUAGAAUAAGAAGUGAUCAAAUAUGUAUGUUCGAGAAUCGGAUGUGGGUACUUCGUAGGGUGAUAUGAUUGACCUUCUGUAGUAUGGCUGUGUGAUUACUGCUUACUACAAAAGAUUAAUAUCUAAAUAGCUGUGUCAACUCUUUUUUGUACAUUCUUUAAAGAUUUUUUAUAUAAAUCAAAAGCGGAAGGAUAGUAGUUAAUAUCGA